This is a messenger RNA of Enterobius vermicularis (human pinworm), 3837 nucleotides long. The record is from the annotation of a GenBank genome assembly. Lineage: Eukaryota; Metazoa; Nematoda; Chromadorea; Rhabditida; Oxyuridae.
AUGCAUGGCGAUCACGCUAAAAGUAUCGAAUAUGGUAAUAGUGAAGGAUACGUUUGGAGCGAAGUUAUUUGGCCGACAUUAAACUACAGUUGGAUAAAUGCUACACUGAGUGAAAAUGGAGAAUUCGAGAACGCUUCUAACGAAAAAACAAAACAUGAACAGAUAGAGGUACACUCUCAAAGCACAGGUGAAGUCAACAAAAAAGAUCAUAAUGCCAAUGAGAGGGAAGAAGUGCUGACGGUGGACUCUUCAGGAGACCUUGAUAAUAAGAGAAAGAUGAAACCGCCCCUUGAGCAACCAGAAUCUUCUACUAUCACUGAUGAUGAAGAAAAGAAAGAAGUGUUUAUUGAGGAAUCACAACCUUUAAUGAGUAGUGUGAAUGAAAAAAGCUCAGAAGAAUUUUUCGCACAACCACAACAGCACUUGGAGGCUGCCUCUGCGAGUGAGGAAGUUGAAACUGCUCGUUUCGAAGAAGCACAGCCCUUAACAAACGCUGUGUUUGCCGAGAAAAAAGAAGAAUUUUUAGAUCAACAGCAAGCACAGCCCUUGUCUGUUGCCACAGGUCAAGAGGAUGAGGUGGCAUCUGACAGAAAAUCACAAUUUUUGGCAGACAGAAAAACAGAAUCUUCUGAGCAGCCACAGUGGCAAAUUUCCGGUGUUGCUACAGAUGAAGAUAAUAAAAACACUUCUUCAAAAAAAGCAGAAUCCUUAGUGAGCAACGCAGACAAAAACAAAAGAGAAGAAUCUUUUGAGCAAUCACAGCUAGAAUCUUUGACUGCUGUUAGUGAUCAGGAUAGCAAAGCAACACUUAUUGAAGGUCGACAGCCUAUCACGAGUGCUGCAGAGAAGGAAAAAAAAGUAGAAACUUGUGAAGAACCACAACUUUUAAGCGUUACAAAAACUGGAGAAAGAGUGAUGGCAUUUGUCGGUGAGUCGUUGCCCACAGGCAGUCAUACAGAUAAAAGCCAGAAAGAACUUUCCCCUGAAAAGGCACAACCAUGGAUUACACUUAUUGAUGAGAUCAUUCAGAAAGUUAGUGAAGAGCUCAAAUCUGAGGAACCAGACUUUGACAGAAUUCUUCAAACAGAAAAAAUGAAUUUUGCCGACCAAACAACUAAACUUGCCGUCGAGAAAAUGCAACAUUCAGAGGAAAGGACAACGCGUGUGGUAAAUGAUCAGCAACUAAUUAAUGGUAGCAGAAACAGUGAACGAAAACCAGAAAGUGAGGAAUUACAGAAAGCCAACAGAAAAAAAUUGACGUCUCCAGUACACAUUACCGACAUUGACAUUGGCGUUGAGAGUAAUGAUGAUACUAAAAACGCAAACAUUUUGGCUAAGGAGAUUCUACUAGAAAAACACGAGCCUAGAGAAGAAACAAAUAAAGCCAAAAUAGUUGGUUUGUUUGAUAAAAAAACAAUAAGUGAAUUAGAAGAUUUUUCCGUCUACAAGAACGACAUGGGAGAUGAAUUAUUUAAGAAUCCAGACCAAACAGAAACGAUAGCAGAUUUAGCAAGUGUUCCUGAAGAAAAUACUACUGGUUCAUCUUACAGUGAAAAAACUAAUAAAGAACCAAUUCAAAGCUCUACAGUUGAUCAAAUUUCCGAAUCUUCAUACGUUAGUAACACGAAUAAAACAGGAAUUAAUUUUGAAACUGAAGUGAAGAACUUUUUAACCACCAUCGUGAAUAAUGUCGUUCAAGCAGCUGAAAAAGAAUGUUCUUCAGAAAACCAAUCUCAAUCAGUAAGUUUGUACGACAUUAAAGAUGCAAAAAAAGAAAAAAUGAUCGUUGAUUCAGAAAGUGAUCAAGUAGGAUCUGCGGAUUAUUUAGAAAAUCCUGAGGUAACAAAAAUGUGUACUGAGGGUGCUGAAAAGAGCAGCACAUUAAUCGAGAGCACUAAUCUGAUCAUUGAUGGUACGCACAGUCCAGUGGAAAAGAGCCAACAAACUGACAUUUUUGCAGAAUCUAAAAGGCUAGCAGAUGAAAAAUUAGAAUCUUUAAACCAUACAGAAAUCAUAUCCCCGCAGUCUUGUACGCAGGGAGGGUUGUCCAAUAUUCGGACAACAGCGUUGGAAGCAUCAGCUGAAAAUCAAACAAUGCGCGCUUUAGGAGUUAUUAGUUUCGACGCUUUGGGAAAUUUAGGUGUGGACAAUACUAUACCAGUAAUAAACGACGUCCCAAAACUGAUGGUUCAAGAAGAGGAAGUAUUUGGUCUUGACGGAGACGAAAGGGCUUGUGAGGCAAACAUGCCUGUUAUACAAAAGUAUGCUUUGGAAGUCACUGAGAAAAUAAUUGCUGAAGUUGAAUGCUUUGAAGCAAAACUUGAUGAUGACACGACAAAAAACGAGAUGCAUCCAGAAACUUUUCCACUAGCUCAUGAAACCGGUGAAAAAGAUAAAGAUUUUAUUUCUAGUCAACAACCUCUAGAUAUCUGUGAAGAUGUUACUAGUCAGAAAGGAAGACAAGAAGAUGAGUUGACGAAACAAUUCGUAGAGAUUAUUGACGAAACAAAGACAAAAGCAGAUCCUUUAUUAAGUGUCGAUAAUUCAACGAAAGAAGUAGCUCAAGAAGUUAUGAACGGCUCACUAUUUCUCGAAAACGUUAAAAACAGUGAAAGUCCUACGUCUCAGAAAGAUGAAAAGUGUAAAAAAGAAGAAAAUCCCAGAGAUCAAAAAGAAUCAGAAGUUAACGACAUUGAAGGGGAAGAGAAGAAUUUACCAGAAGCUGUUGCAGUAACAAACAAAGAAUUAUAUGCGGAAAAACCGGAAUCCUGGAGUGAAUUGUUGACGGAAGUCUCACAGCAAUCUCAAGUUGCUGAAAAAUACGUGGGCGAUGAUGACAUCCGAACGGUUUUACCAACGGAUAGUGAUGACAAAUCAAAGAAAGUAUCCACCGAUGAAAAGCAAAACUUUGCAACGCUAGAAUCUUUGAAAAACGAAAAUCAAAUAAACAAAUUCCCUAAUGGAGAAGAAAACAAGUGGACAAAAGUUUUAUAUGACACUCCAGGAUCCGAGUCAGAUGCGGUUGGCUUUGAACAAAAUUUGCCCAAGACAUUAAAAGAGGAGGAAUAUAGACAAGAGGAAAGUGGAAUGAGCGUUGACCAGUCGAGGUCAUAUGAUGGAGGGUAUGAAUUAACCGAUACCGAAUCCUACAGAAAAAGUGAUAGUUGUGUUUCGAGUUUCUCUACCGAAUUAAAGCAACAAGCUGAAAAUUGUGCGUCAGGUGAUAUUUUAGAAUCGUACGAUAAUAGUGAAGGUUCCGACUUUUUCUGUUCAAAAAGAAGUCCCAGUGGCUUUUCUUGUCGGCAUAGUUCACUAAUAACCGACACUGGAAAGCUAAUAAGUGAAGGGCACUUGUACCCAGUUGGAAUUUUGAGCACAAAUGCUAAGAUAGAAGCAGCAAGUAAUGAUAAAAAAGGUCUGAUAGAAAGUGUUAUAGCGGAAAAUCAGGCAUUUCGGUCUAAGAUGCUUCAAGGUAGCGAUUACUUUGAGCCAGAUAUUCGCCAGAGACCAGUUGUAGGAGAGCAAUUUACGCAAAAUGACUUUUUCGCGGAAGACAAUAGAACACGAUUAUUUGAAGAAAACGAUUCUAGAAAAAUGCAUUCACUGGAAAGCAUGCAGAGCGUUCAGCAGGAUUUGACAGAAAAGAGAAGCACCGGUAAGUACGAAGAAAAUAAAUCGGAUUUUAAGAGGCCUCCAACAAAAAGAGGCAGAGGGCAAUUCAAAGCACCGAACUUUGAAGAUGACAGUAACGACUUUGGAGGACGAAGGCGAACAAUUGACGAAACAAGAGGUAGGCGACGACGGCCAAAAAAUAAGAAACCGGCAAACGAAGCAUGA